Messenger RNA from Myripristis murdjan (pinecone soldierfish), 11779 nucleotides. RefSeq names its product nucleosome-remodeling factor subunit BPTF. The transcript has 36 exons. Gene Ontology annotation, cellular component: NURF complex. Gene Ontology annotation, biological process: regulation of transcription by RNA polymerase II. Lineage: Eukaryota; Metazoa; Chordata; Actinopteri; Holocentriformes; Holocentridae. Gene Ontology annotation, molecular function: RNA polymerase II cis-regulatory region sequence-specific DNA binding. The record is from RefSeq and is a predicted model, not a curated record. Bases 216 to 9197 code for a protein of 2993 amino acids.
GAGCCGAGAAGAAAAAUGGCGACUGCAGGCGACCCAGAGCGGGACACCGGCCAUUCGGUUUGAGCUUUCCGCCCUUAAAUCGAGACCGGGGCUUGGCGGGGACCUUUCGGGAACUCUCGCAAGAUUGGUUGUUUUUUUCUCCCCCGUUUUCUCCGGGUUGCACGGACCAUUUAACCACCGAGAUUGAAACGGAACAGAAGAUACUCUCUCCUACAAUGAGGGGGAGAAGAGGAAGGCCGCCCAAACAGGCAGCCGUGAUGCGGGAAGGAUCACCCGGGCCAGUGCGCGGCUCCCGGGGAGGCAGAACCCGGGGGAUGCGUGGCCGUGGAAGAGGCAGGGGAAGGGGACGAGGACGGGGCGGAGGUGGCGGUGUUUGUGGUGGAGGCUCUGGCGAACUGGAGACAGAAAUCUCCGGUCGGGAUAACUUUCAUUCGUCCAGGGGCCGCAGGAAAGUUGGAAGCAGCACCGCGGCGGCGGCGGCGGCAUCGCGGGGCAGAGGAAGCAGAGGGAGAGGCAGGGGGUCGAGAGGCGGCCGCGGCGGCAGAGGAGGAGUGCGGCGGCCCCAAACCAAGGUGGUGUACGACGACAACAGCGACGAGGAGGAAGAUAAUCUAAGCUACAGGUCAGAGGAGGAUGAACUCCUGAACGAAAACCCCUCGUCGGAUCUUGAAGAGGAGGAGGCCUUGGGAAACGACUCUGACUAUCUGGAGGAAUUACCAGAUGAUGAUGAUGCCAGCUACUGCACCGAGAGCAGCUUUAGGAGCCACAGCACGCUCGGUAGCACCCCAGGCCGCAGAAGGAGUCGAGCAUUGCAACCCCAGUCUCCCAUCUUUGAGUCCAAGGACGUUCCUCAGCUGGAGCUCCCCAAGUCCUCUGACGACCUCCUGAUUCCUGCCUCACAGCUCCUCAAUGUGUCUGCCGUCUAUGAGGUCCUGCGCAACUUUGGCUCAGUGCUGCGCCUCUCUCCGUUUCGCUUUGAGGACUUCUGUGCAGCUUUGGCUGGCCAGGAGCAGUGCACGCUGCUGGCUGAGACCCACAUCUCCCUGCUCAAAGCCAUUCUUAGAGAGGAGGACACUUCCAACACCACAUUCGGUCCUGCUGACCUUAAGGACUCCGUCAACUCCACUCUGUAUUUUGUGGACGGCAUGACUUGGCCGGAGGUAGUGCGGGCGUACUGUGAGAGUGAUCCGGAGUACCGGCACAUCCUGCCUUGUCAGGAAGGAGAGGAAUACCCAUAUGAACCGCUGGAGAGUAAAAUCAAAGUCCUCCAGUUUCUGGUGGAUCAGUUCCUUGCGACCAACAUUGCCCGAGAGGAGCUGAUGUCGGAAGGGGUGGUCGCCUAUGAUGACCACUGCAGGGUGUGUCAUCGCCUUGGCGACUUGCUGUGCUGUGAGACAUGCUCAGCUGUCUACCAUUUGGAGUGUGUUAAACCACCAUUGCAGGAAGUACCAGAGGAUGAGUGGCAGUGUGAGGUGUGUGUGGCACACAAGGUACCUGGCGUGGCAGAUUGCAUACCUGAGGCUCAGAAGAGUCGCCCGUACAUCCGGCAACUGCCCAUCGGCUACGACCGGCACCAACGCAAAUACUGGUUCCUCAACCGCCGCAUUGUAGUUGAGGAGGAUGGUGAGCAGGAGGACAAAGCCAUCUGGUACUACAGCACCAAGGUCCAGCUGGCAGAGCUGAUAGACCACCUGGAUAAGGACUACUGGGAGACGGACCUGUACACAGCGCUGGAGGAGAUCAGGGAGGAGGUGCACACCCACAUGGACAUCACCGAGGACCUGACCAACAAGGUCCGCGGCAACAACAAGUGCUUCCUCACCGCUGCCAAUGAGGAGAUCCUGGAGCGGUUGCGGGCCAAGCAGGAGGAGGAGCUGGAGGAGGUGAAGAGACGGGCGGCCGAGGAGGCUCAGAGAGCCCGGAUAGAGAGGGAGAAGAAGGAGGUGGAUGUGGAGAAGGAAGGCGAACAAGCCAAGGUGAAGGAAGAAGGGCAACAGGAGGCCAAGGUCAAAGAUGUGGUGAAAGAGGAGGAGAAGGAGGCAAAGGAGGAGGUCAAGGAAGGGACCAAAGCUGCCUCACAGGAGGAGAAGGACGGCGUCAAACCUGGAGCUGUAGAGGCUCCACCCGCUGGUCAGGAGAGCAGUAGUGGCAGUGGCGUCUCAGAGGGACCUAAACUUCCAGCAGCCCCUGCUUCAGCACAGUCCGUCCCCACCGCUGAAAACUCGAGCCUGGCCAUGGGGGCUCCAAAGCCCCUGGCCUCUUCUGGAGAGGCUGGGAAAGAGGGACAAUCCAAUAUGGAAGUCAGUGACAGCACCGAAGCUGAGAAGCCUCUAUUGGAGGCUAACCCGACCAGUGGAGAGGGGGUCCCCAGCCUUAGCCAGCCCCCCCAUCCCGGCGAGGAGAACAGUAACAGCAGCACGGGAACUGGGCUCCCUCCCAGGGGGCCUGAACCCCCAGAUCUGGCCGACAAGUCCUCCCAGUCGUCCCUGGCCAGCUUAGAUGACACAGGGGACAGUAAAGAGCAAGCAAACGGUGAGGCGGCGGGGUCUGGCACCAAGAGGUCGUCAGCGACUCGCAUGGUGACCCGGCUUAGGAACCCGGACAGCAAACUGAGUCAGCUGAAGAGCCAGCAGGUGGCUGCUGCUGUGCACGAAGCCAACAAGGGCUUCAAGGAGGGCAAGGAGGUACUAGUAGUAAACGCACAAGGUGAUGUCACCCGUGUCAGCACACGCAGCACCAAGGAGGUGGUGAUGAAGGGAACCCUCAGCCACUUCUUCAAGCUAGGCCAGGAGGGGAAGUACCGUGUCUAUCACAACCAGUACAGCUCAAACGCCCUGGCCUUGAACAAGCACCAGCACCGAGAGGACCACGACAAGAGGCGGCACCUCUCUCACAAGUUCUGCAUGACGCCAGCAGGGGAAUUUAAGUGGAAUGGGUCUAUCCACGGGUCCAAGGUCCUGACCAUCUCCACGCUGAGACUCACCAUCAUCCAGCUGGAGAACAACGUGCCAGCGCCUUUUAUGCACCCUAACUGGGCCUCACACAGGACCAACUGGAUCAAAGCUGUUCAAAUGUGCAGUAAAGCCAGGGAGUUUGCCCUGGCGCUGGCCAUCCUGGAGUGUGCCAUCAAACCUGUGGCUAUGCUGCCGGUCUGGAAGGACUCACUGGGACACACCAGGUUACACCGCAUGACGUCCAUGGAGCGUGAGGAGAAAGAGAAGGUGAAGAAGAGGGAGAAGAAGCUGGAGGAUGAGGAGACAAUGCAGCAGGCAACCUGGGUCAAGUACACGUUCCCCAUUAAACACCAGGUGUGGAAGCAGAAAGGAGAGGAGUAUCGUGUGACGGGCUAUGGGGGCUGGAGUUGGAUCAGUAAGACUCAUGUGCAGCGGUUCGUCCCCAAGUUCCCUGGUAACACCAACGCCAACUACCGCAAAGAACUGGAAGAUGCCAAACUUGGCAAGAAAUGUACUCUGCUGGAUUUGAGUCGACGACCCAGUGUAGCAUCACAACAAGCUCAGGGAGCUGCCAUGAGUAGCACUGAGGAGAAAGAUGGAGAUUGCUCAGCCACUUCCAAGCCUUCAACAGAUCGUCUGUCUGAUGAGACGAUGGACAUGGCAAAGAAAGACGAGCUAGAUAAGAAAGAGAAGACUGAGGGACUCUCCACAGAUGAGUCAGUCGUGAAGAUGGAAGUGGACCCCACAGACUCAGGACCAGAUGAAGAGCAAGGGACCAGUAUUCUACAGGAAAAGGCUUCCUUGAAGGAAGAGCCUACUGUGGGCCAUCAGCGGCCAUUCAACUAUGACGUAGUGGACGUCAGCAAGGGCUUCCUCACCCGCAUCGCCUACAAGAAGAAGGUCAAGGCCUCCAAGCUGGACAGCCUGCUGGAGCGCCGAGUCAAGCAGCAUGCCCUGGAGGAGAGGCAGAGACUGCAGACCCUCGCUUCCAAACCCCAAGCUCCAGCCACUCCAGCCCCAGCUCCGGGUACCCCGGUCCGGCCACGGUCACCACUCCAGCCCCAGGCUCUAGCCCAGACAGUGGCUAAAGUGGAGGAGAAAUCUUCCACAUCACGGAUUCCUGGGCCAGGUGAAGCCAAAGAGGAGCCUGUACCAUCUAAAACUUCAGAUGGGACGUUUGUUCCUCGUGUUUCUUUACCUGUUCCAGACACUGCAUCCAAAGACCCUGCAGGUGGAGAUUCAACUUCACCACAAAACCAAACAGUGGCAAUGCCCCAGGAAUUGGAGGCAGACUUAGUGGAAAGGACUACAGGGCCCAAAGGAGAUAAUUCAUGCAGUUCAGGGCAAGAGGGUCUCAAGGUGCCUAGUGGUGUACAAGAAACAAUUGCACAAGGAAUUGACAACUCUUUGGAACAAAAAACAGCCUGUACACCAUCAGAUAUUAGCAAGCCUGCACAUACUGAAAAUGCAGGGUCUGAGUCAAGUAUCUUGAAAUUGGACCCAGUAAGGACACCCACAACCACUGUUGACCAGAAAUGCAGUCAGAACACACCUCUUCCUAAACCUGUUCAGCAAAGCUUAGAAACAGGCACAGAGGAAAAUGGCAAGGAGUCAAAGGAGCACCAAGAGGACAUGCAAGAUGUUGGACAGGGUAGAACUGGGGGAAUUAAUGCUCUUUCUACCCAGACUGUUCCCGUCCUCCCUCAGGUGAAUGGGAAAGAUGGCUUAGAAAGCGAAGUCAUCUUGACAAACUCUGUUGUGACACCAAACCAUGGUUCCCUCACCAACAGUACGCAGCCGAAGCUGAACAGCAUAGGUAAGGUUGAAGGGGAAAGUCUGGUUGUUACGUUGAAGGACAGCACACAACAAAAGCCCUUAAUGAACGGAGAUGUGGCCACUGUAAAUGAUAAGACAGUGGUUGGGGGCAAAGAACCAAGCCUUGCUCCUCGGGUAGAGGUGGAGGACAAGGUGAUGACAUUAGAAGAGGACUACCAGCCUACAGCAAAGGUGUCAAGACUGGAGAACAACAUAGAAGCACUUGAAGCAAAUUCUCAGAGCACUCUGCAGCACAACAGCACAUCACCGGUUCAGUCUGGGGAGACCAAAACUAAACCUGCGGUCAAGGUCAUCAGAAUGGCGCCGUCUCCGAUACCCUCAGCUGAGGAAUCUAGUUUGAGUGACGACUUUGCAGAGGAGAACAGCCACAGCGGCACAACAGAAGCACUCAGGACCAUUAUCACCCAGGUAUCAACAACCACCACCACCACCACGACAGUAGUUUCCACGGAGAGGCGGAUAGCCAUGGUGUCAUCAAAUGCCUCUGGAGACGUGACAGCUCCCACAUCCACUACGAUGUCAACAACAGAGAGCAGUGCGGUGUCCACUCUGACCACCAUGACCAAAACAACUGUGACCAAAGUCCGUUCGCCCACUCCUGACAGUCAGUUGGAAGACAGCCAGAGCGAAACAGUGAUGCAAGAGCACAAGAUGACUCUGUCGGCCUCCGUUAGUAAGUCAACCACAGACAGCAGCGGGAAAACCUCGGUGUCCUCUGUUGGGGUGAAUGAGGAGUACUGCUCUUCAACGAAGGGCAGGGUCCGCCUCCUCAAGUUUUCUCGCACCAAGAAGACGCGUUCGGACACAGCCCUGCCCUCGUACAGUAAAUUUGUCACGAAGAGCAACCGGAAAAGUAUUUUCGUGCUACCCGGUGAUGACUUGAAGGUGCUGGCGAGGCGAGGUGGAAUCCGUGAGGUGUCCAUCUUUAGCUACAAUGCCAAGCCAGCCCUGGAUAUCUGGCCAUAUCCUUCACCCAGGCCCACGUUUGGCAUCACAUGGAGGUAUCGUCUGCAGACGGUGAGGUCUUUGGCCGGCGUGAGUCUGAUGCUGAGGCUCCUGUGGGCCUGUUUGAGAUGGGACGACAUGGCCGUCAAACCCUCCGCUGCUGUUGGCACCACGCGCACAGAAACGUCAGACACUGAGAUCACCACCACCGAGAUCAUCAAGCGGCGCGACGUGGGGCCCUACGGGAUCCGCUCAGAGUACUGCAUCCGCAAGAUCAUCUGCCCCCUCGGGGUGCCUGAGACUCCUAAAGAAACCCACACCCCUCAGAGGAAGGGGCUGCGCUCCAGUGCCUUGCGGCCUAAGAAGCCCGAGCCCACCAAGCAGACUGGCCCAGUGGUGAUUGAGACCUGGGUAGCGGAGGAGGAGCUGGACCUCUGGGAGAUCAGAGCCUUCUCAGAGAGGGUGGAGAAAGAGAAAGCCCAGGCUGCAGAGCAGGCCAAGAAACGUAUGGAGCAGAAACCAGGCUCGGCUACCGCUACUCCGUCAGGGACCCCCGCCACGCCCGCCAGCACCCCCAAAGUCAUCGUCGGCUCUCUGUCAGGGCAGGUCACCCCCGGCACCAAGGUGGUCCUGACCACCAAGAUGGGAACCCCCGUCACAUUCCAGCAGAACAAGAACUUCCAGCAGUCGUUUGCUUCCUGGGUCAAGCAGGGUCAGACCACGCAAGGAGCGACAGGCACCGUCACCACUGUGGCAACAUCUGGCGGACAGACCUUCCAGAUCACGGGAACCUCAAUGGGGGGAAAAGUCCUGACCGCCAAGCUCCCGCUGCCCGCCAACAGCAAGAUCGUCACAGUCAAUGUGCCAACUACACAAGGAGGUGUGAUUCAGCAGAAGGUACUUGGUAUCAUCCCGUCUAGUACGGCCAGCGGUGCCCAGACCUACACCACAUUCCAGCCCCGAACCACCACCCUCAACAUCAGGCCCAACGCCCCAGGCUCCCAGCAGCAGGUUCUGGCGGCUGGUGGCCAGAUCCGUCCAGGGAUGACGGUGAUCCGAACCCCGAUUCAGCAGGCAGGAUCUCUGGGCAAGACGAUACUCCGAACACCUCUUGUGGUCCAGCAAGGUCAGGGUGGACAGCAGGUGGUGACCCAGCUCAUCCGAGGCCAGGCUGUUUCCACGACGAUUUCUGGUGCCAGCCCUGCCACCACGGUCGCUGGCCAGGGGGCAGCCAGCCCCACCACACCGGGCCAGACCCCGGGCCAGACAACGCCCGGCACGCCACGGGCACAGCAGGGCCAAAGCCAGGUGAAACUCACCCUGGCACAGCUCACCCAGCUCACGCAGAAGCAGCAGCAGCAGUCGGCGGUGGACCGGCAGGCCGGCAGCGGGGGCAACAGUGGUGUUGGCGGUCCCCAGCAGGGUCUGACUGUGAUGAUCCAGGGCCAGGGUCAGACCACUGGCCAGCUGCAGGUCAUCCCUCAGGGUGUCACCGUCAUCCCAGGACCCGGCCAGCAGCUCAUGCAGGCGGCGCUGCCCAACGGCCAGGUCCAACGCUUCCUCUUCACCCCCAUGCCCUCUGCCGCCACGCCCACUUCGAGCACAGCCACUGCAGUCCCAGGCCAGCCUCACCCUUCCACCUCCACCAAAACCCCGGCUCAGCAGGCCGCCGCCCCCGUCCAGGCAGGGGCAGCCCCCCUGGCCGCCACCAGCACUCCUCCCUCUGCCACGCCGCAGGGCCAGUUACCACCUCAGACGCAGGCACACAUGCCCAUCCAGUCUCCCACCCCGCUGCAGGUGAAGACGCAGGGCGGCGCUGCCCAGCUGCAGCUCCAGCAGUCGCCACAGCUCAUCAGCAUGUCUGGGCUGCAGCAGCAGGUGCAGGUGUUGGCCCAGCUGCAGGCCCAGCAGGGGCCUGGUGGAGGCUCUCUGCCCCAGCACAUCAAACUGCAGCUGCCCAUCCAGAUACAACAGCCUGGGACCACCUCAGCUCAGGGAGGACAGAUGGGGAACGUGGUGACCAUCCAGACGGCCUCUGUGCAGGAGCAGCUGCAGAGGAUCCAGCAGCUCAGGGAGCAGCAGCAGCAGAAGAAGAGACAAGCUGCCGAGGCCAAGAGAGAGCAGGCCCUGAACGCAGCCAGCCAGAGCGACAUCAUCCAGAAACAGGUGGUGAUGAAACAAAACGCUGUGAUCGAGCACUUGAAGCAGAAGAAGACCAUGACGCCUGCGGAGAGAGAGGAGAAUCAGAGGAUGAUCGUGUGCAACCAGGUGAUGAAGUACAUCCUGGACCGGAUAGACAAGGACGAGAGGCAGGCGGCCAAGAGGAGGAAGAAGGAGGAGGUGGUGGAGCAGAAGAGGAGAACGGCCAACGCCACCAAGCUCUCCUCGCUCCUCUACCGGCACAAGGAGAGCCUCAAGACGGAGAUCCUGAAGAAACGGGCCCUGCUCGACAAGGAGCUGCAGCUAGAGGCCCAGGAGGAGCUGAAGCGGGACCUGCUGAGGUUGCAGCGAGAGAAGGAGAGGGCCCAGGCCGCAGCCCACCAGGCCGCCCAGGCAGCCGCCGCAGCCCAGCAGCAACAUGCCCUGGCACACGCACACACCACAUCUCACCACCACCUCACCGCCACCAGCGCCCACAAGAGGAAACGGGAAGAAGAGCGGGAGACGACGACGACGACGUCGGCCAAGUCCAAGAAGAAGAAGAUGAUCUCGACGACGAGCACCAAGGAGAGCAGGAAGGAUACCAAGCUGUACUGCAUCUGCAAGACGCCCUACGACGAGACCAAGUUUUAUAUCGGCUGCGAUCUGUGUACCAACUGGUACCAUGGCGACUGUGUGGGCAUCACAGAGAAGGAGGCCAAGAAGAUGGACGACUACAUCUGUGUCGAGUGUAAACGGGGCCAGGAGGGCAACACAGAGGAGCUCUACUGCAUCUGUCAAACGCCUUACGAUGAGUCCCAGUUCUACAUCGGCUGUGACCGGUGCCAGAACUGGUACCACGGUCGCUGUGUGGGCAUCCUGCAGAGUGAGGCCAACCACAUCGACGAGUACGUGUGCCCGCAGUGCCAGUCGACAGAGGACGCCAUGACGGUCCUCACCCCGCUCACUGAUAAGGACUUCGAGGGCCUGAGGAGGAUCCUGCGCUCCUUACAGGCACAUAAAAUGGCGUGGCCAUUCCUGGAGCCGGUGGAUACAAAUGACGCCCCAGACUACUACCGGGUUAUCAAGGAACCAAUGGACCUUUCCACCAUGGAGGAGAGAUUGCAGAAGCGCAAGUACGUCAAGCUGACAGAGUUUGUUGCGGACAUGACCAAAAUCUUCGACAACUGCCGCUACUACAACCCGAGCGACUCGCCCUUCUACCAGUGUGCGGAGGUGCUGGAGAACUUCUUUGUCCAGAAGCUCAAAGGCUUCAAAGCCAGCAGGUCUCAUAACAACAAACUACAAUCAGCAGCCUCUUAGCUCCCUUCUAAAAACUAAGUGUCUAAACGGCACCCUUGUGGUUUCCUCUGAAUGAUUAAGCCCGGUGGUCCGAGUCGGGCUGCAUCUGAACCUGAACACACACACAGCCCUCUCUGGAGGAGAGCGCGCUCCCGGCUGAAAAGCAGCUCGCACCGGCGUUAAAGUAAAGCUCAGCGACAACUGGCAUCCUGGCUGGACAAGCGCCCACCCUCCGUCACCCUCCAUCGCCGCGCUCACGGGAGACUCCUGAAUUGAAAAGCCCCUUUUUAUCCAAAGUGUCAGCAGGACGCGACCGCAGACGUCCCCCACCUACAGAAAAGGGGCGGGGCAGCCACGGACUCCGCUUUGCAGCCUGUUUCAUUCUGACCAACCCUCCCUACUGUUGCAACCCUUCCUAUUAGGCAAGACGCUCCAGACUGGAGGGGAGAAGGCAGUUUAUGAAGACAAAAAGCCGGCCGGUUGGGCGUUGAGCGGCAGCGGCAGACUCUUGAUGAGUUGGGUUCAUUUUGUAGCCGAUCACUACUUUUGUGUGUCCUUUUCUGACAAAGUCUCAGCUCUCCUCUUCCCAAAGUGCAGGUUUUCAUGACUCAUGCAAACACACCAGUGAGCCUGGUUCAUGCUUCUCAUGCAAAGCAGACACGACCGAGUGUGCAGAGAGGAACCUCUGACCUGAAAAGCACUCGGGAGAGGCCUGGAGCUUUCAGGAGCUCAUGAGAAGCCCGCGAAGCUUGGGGGCCGGCGUGCACGUCUCCUGCGUCUGCGUGUCUUGCCACACAGGAAGCAUGAACCAAGCGUUGGAAACCCACCUGGUGGCAUCCACAAACUGAAUGUGUCCGUCAGCAUUACACAUCACUGUAAUGUUCCCCCGUCAUUGGUACUGCUGAAACGCUCCAUUUGUAAUUAAAGCUACACUAUUUUUCUGAAAGUUGGAACCGUUGAGUAUUUUCCGUCGUGUGGCCAUCACCGUGUAUGGGAGUAAACAGAGCCGAGGGAAACCGCGGUCUCAUUUACUCUCGUUCUGAGUAACUCAAGGGUCUUCAUUGUGUCUGACGGCCACAUUACAUUACCUUACUGUAAAUUUCCAGAGGGAAACACACGGGACAGGCCACUCAUCAUCCGCCCACCCAACCCCUUUGUCUGCCUGUUUGUUGUUUGUUUGUUGUUUGUUUGUUUUUUUACAUUGGACUUUCAUCUGUGAUGCAAGUGGAGAACGAGCUCUGACGGGGAAUGUGGGCAGCCCUCCUUUCCUUUCCUUGGGACGUCAGCUUGACCUUUUGAGGGAGGUCAAGGGAACGUUGCAAGGAAAGGAAGCCAAGCUGAAUACGGCCUUAGGGGGUGGUGAAACUUGUAAAGGGCCUUAUAAACCCAAAUGUAUUAAGCUAUCCCCAGCAUCCUCCUCCUGCGUACACACACUUAUCCUGUCAAAGCUCUGUCUUUCUUUUUUCCGUCGAUGGCUGUCUGUGUCUGUACGUGGGUAUCUCUCCGCCUAUCUAACAGCCGUGUCUGCCCACAUAUUUCAUUGAAGCUGACAGGUUGGCUCACAUGUAUCUCUCAACUCGAAAGAACUCGCCCUCAAAGCAUGGCUCGGUAAUUGGAUAAUAGAUUUUUCCACUCAGCAUCAACUCAGUUAUGUUGCGGUCUGCGGUAGCAUGUCUGGGAGUAAACUUUGCGUGGGGAUCGCGGAAUAUUUAUACCAUGGGGUUUGUAUAAAAGUUUUAUAGCAGCAUUUUUAGCGUAUUUGGGAACAUUUUUCUAAUCUGUGAUCAUAUCAUUGCUGUUUUUGAGGAAGGAAGCAAUUCUAAAAAAGCAAUUACAGUUUUUUGUGUGUGUGUGUGUGUGUGUGUGUGUGUCUAAGUAGAGCUGUGGGCAGUCACAAAAUUAAAAAUUAGGCAAAAAGUAAAAGUUUAAGGUUCAAUAGUCAAGUUUUUCUUUGUGGAUAAACAGGGUUGAGAGAUUAUGUGACAUCUGUCGCCUUUUUCCACCCUCCACUGUCCUUUGUUUCCUCUAUAACCUGAUGAUGAUGAUGAUGAUGAUGAUGAUGUGUGCUUUGUCCACUAUUUAUAAUCUAUUGUAUAUUAUGGCUGUCCAUAUAUGAAGAGAUGAGAGAUUUUUAGAGCAGUAGAAACUUUUAUUUUUCAAUCUUUGAACCAGCAGCUAAGCCCGCUUGUAUAUUUUAACUAUUUUUUUUUCUCUUUAAUUGAAGUGAACUCUACAUUUAGGUGAUAUUGCCCUUUAUAUUAAAAGUGCUGCAUAUUGUGUCCAUAAUGGUUUUGAAUGGGGUAGGGAGUGACACAGUAACUCUUGUAAAGUUUUUUUUUUUUUUUUUUUUUUUUGUAAGAAACCAACCAGUUCAGUAUAACUUCUAUAUUGACAUUACAUUUCUUGUAUUAUUUAUUCAUAUCAAUGAAAACUUUUUUUUUUUUUUUUUUUUUUUUUUUUUUUUGGAGUAAUGUUGGAGAAACGUAUCCGGGGCUAAAAGUACUCUCUAUGUUUUUAACAGAUUGUGGCGACUCCGAAGAGAUUCUCUUUUGUACUUGAUAGGACAUUUCAUCCUAGAUAAUAAAGUAAUGUUUUUGACACCA